AUGUCAGUUUUAAUCAAUGGCAACCCUACGACGGACUUUGAUGUUUAUAAAGGUCUUAGGCAAGGGGACCCGCUUUCACCUUUUUUGUUCCUUAUAGCGGCAAAAGGUUUGGCAGGGUUAAUGAGGAAUGUGGUGUCUCAUGACAAAUUCCAAGGAUUCAGGUUCAAUGAUUAUUUGCACAUCAAACUCCUUCAAUUUGUCGAUGAUAUGAUUUUGGUUUGUGAUGGUAAGUUAAAUAACUUAUGGACUAUUAAGGUUGUUUUGCAUGGUUUCGAACUUGCAUCGGGGCUUAUGAAUUUGAAUAAGAGUAAGUUUUAUGGGAUUAAUCUCCAAGCGAGUGUUCUGAGGGAUACUUCAAACUUUAUGGCGUGUGUUGUCGGUUUAGUUCCUAUUAAUUUCUUGGGCAUUCAAGUGGGAGCUAACCCUAGUAGGAAGGAAACUUGGGUUCAUUUAGUUGACAAGGUGAAUAAGAGACUAGCCAAGUAG
Molecule: messenger RNA, 486 nt
Organism: Lathyrus sativus (Indian pea)
Lineage: Eukaryota; Viridiplantae; Streptophyta; Magnoliopsida; Fabales; Fabaceae
Source: the annotation of a GenBank genome assembly